This is a messenger RNA of Xyrichtys novacula (pearly razorfish), 13149 nucleotides long. The record is from the annotation of a GenBank genome assembly. NCBI's taxonomy places the organism in Eukaryota, Metazoa, Chordata, Actinopteri, Labriformes, Labridae.
GUCGAGGAAGAAUCACGGAAGAGUGGAAAGAUUUCCUGACGGAUCACCGGGCUAACCAGCUAACAGAGAAGACCAUUAGUCUAAUCGUCAGUUUGAUUUUGUCCACAGUUUAGCUAGACACCGGAACAGACGGUAAAACAACAGUUCUUCUCAAACACAAUAUGUCUUUGUUUUAUUGUUUAACGGCUUUGGUUAUACGAGUUUCCUGCCGUUAGCCUGUUAGCUGCAGAGCUAUGCUAAUAAAGGUCUCCUGAUGGGAAAUCAGCUGAUGGAGUGAAAUAAUUCUGACAAAUAUAACUGUUUCUGCUCUGUGUGACUGUCCUGGUGUUUAUUAGCUCAUGGUAAAGCUGAGCUCGGUGUUUGUUAGCUUAGCCGGCUGCUUUAGUUAGUGGGUCAGGUGAUCCGUCUCUGCUUGAAGGUCUAAACUGAAAUGAUCCAGUAUACACCCACAGGCGGGGUUUAGGCUCUGAUUUUUUGCUCCUUUAGAGCUGAAAGUGUUAUCUCAAUCUGGUUUACCUUCCUGUUUUUCCCUCUGACAGAACAAGAUGACAACUGCUCCUUAUAACUACUCCUACAUCUUUAAAUACAUCAUCAUCGGUGAGUGACUCUCUGAGUUUCAAACAGUAAACAAACUCACCUGAGCUUUAAAAUCAACAUCAUCCACCUCUGAACUGUUUUUAGACUCUGAACUGUGUUUAGAGAGAUGUGUGAAAGUAAACUGAUUAAAAUGUUUGUAGUAAUCCUGCCUUUAAAGUCUCAGUGAGCAACUUUCCAAUCCUGUCUGAUUUAGUGUCUCAGUGGACAAAGUUUGACUUUUUCAGUGAUAAACCCUAUUUUUUUUAACAUCUUAAGAAGAUUUUUGGACCGAUACUAUAAUAUUAUCCUCUUUUUUUGACAGUAUCUUUUAUUUCAACUUCACUAUGAAAAAUAGAGAAUACGGCUGUUUUGAGUGGUUUUAGACAUCAGUAAGAAUAAUUGAGAGAUACUCUAUGUUAAUAUUGUGGCUUUGGUUGCUUUUAGAGGCCAUAAAGACACAUUUCAGAGCAGUUCAAAAACCUCCCACUGAAGCUUUAAGUCUUAACUCAAUGAAAAUAGUCCCGCACACAAUUAAGUCCAGAGUUUUGGAACAAGUGUUGCUGUAAUAAGUGGUUGUCAGCGAUGAUACUGAGGUCAAGACGGUAUUGACCAAUACUCUGAUAAACCCAGUUUUCUCAGCCAGAAACAUGAUCCAGGUGGAUUUUGAAGUGAUUCGUGAUGAAAAUGUUCAAAUGUGACAUAAUCAUAUCACAUACAAUGUUUAACUCCAUUAUUCUCAUUACUUUGCAAGUUAUGACAGAAUGAGUAUUUAAACACCUGACAGCAGCUGUCAGAUUAGAUCUUCUGGAAAGUGCUGUGAAUUAACAGGAUGUUGAUGUUACUUGGCAGCAGCCCAGAUAUCAGCUGAUGCCACUUAUUUCAUCAAUUAGCUGGACCAAUCAGUCCACCUCUAAUUGUAAACCUUAGCAUAAUGGUCUGUUGCAGUGAAGCAGGAGCUGUCACAGUUCAUCAUAAUAACUAAUGAUUUUAGACUUAAAGAUGCACCAACUGAGAACAUCAUGGCUAUUUGUUUUGGGUUUAAGAAAAAGGCUAAAGAAUGCUUGGAAAAAUAUAUGAAAAAUAAAUGGACAUGAAGACAGGGUAUCAGAGUCUCUUUAGUUAAGUAAUAUAAUAGCAGCUGUAUCUUGUAAACAGAGCUACACACGUGUAUUUUAUUUUCCAGCCUUUUGCGGGUCUCUGCUGUCCCUCCCCUGCAGGUUAAAAAGCUGUUCACCUCUCUCAUCUUUUGACAUACUAAAACCAACCGACGCGUCGGAUUUAAAGCCUCUGAAGAGUUUACAAUUUCAACGUUUCUUUCCUGCUCCUCGCUACCUGUGACCACCAUUUUAACUGAAUGCAACAGCACAUACUAAACCUCCGUGUUUUAGACUCAAACAGUGUUAGAGAAAUAGUGUUAUUUGUAUGUACUGUGUUCUGUGUACCGUUAGUAUGAAGGAAUGGGAAACAUGAAGCUGGAUUGUCACACUCAUAGCUGUUAAAUUGAUUUUCUACCUUCCAGACUCUGAGAGGCUCGACUUUAUUUCAAUGAAAAUUGAUCUCUCGGCUUUCCCUGGAUGGGCAAUCCAUUACAGACUGACUGAUCCUCUUAGUUUCUUUUUGACCUCACAGAGCAGCCAAAUGUUCGUCCAGACAACCUCUGAAUCUGCAGCAUUUUCUUAAAUCUUUGGAGACUUAAGUGCUUUAAAUAAACACAUCUGGACCCCAAUUCAACCGUUUGAAACACAAUCAGACUACAGUUUGAUCUCUGUCCUCUUCUCUCUCCAGGCGAUAUGGGCGUGGGGAAGUCCUGUCUGCUUCAUCAGUUCACAGAGAAAAAAUGUGAGUCCUUUCUGUUUCUGCAGUCAUCCAUGUCUCACUUCCUUAUUGUCAGACUCAUUUUUCUUUCUUAAACCUCUUUCUCUUCUUCCUCUUUGGCAUAUUCUCCCUAAGCACUUACCAUUUGACUUUUGUUUUCUCCCUGUUAAUCAGUGUGUGGGUUUACAAUAUAAUUUUCGAGCAGGUAGAGGAAAAAGAGGGAUGAUUGAAAAGCAAUGUGUACAUGUUAGACCGUAUAAAACAUGGACCUAGUCUCAGUGACGUCAGCCUUUUGUAUCUGCAUGUCAGUGUCUAUGUGAUCUGUCCUGUAAUGAUGUAUCAAUCACGUGCAGUCAUGGCAGACUGUCCUCACACCAUCGGGGUGGAGUUUGGCACAAGGAUCAUGGAGGUUCACGGUCAGAAGGUGAAGCUACAGAUUUGGGACACAGCCGGUCAGGAGCGCUUCAGGGCCGUCACCAGGUCCUACUACAGAGGGGCCGCCGGGGCUCUGAUGGUGUACGACAUUACCAGGUACUGAUGGGAAGGAUGUCUAAUAGAGCUGAUGCGGAGGUCACACGGAGACACAUUCCAGUAUACCAACAUAACUAAGUUUUGCACUAGUUAAGUUUGAUGUUUAGAUGAAAAAUUCAGGAUUUGUCUUUUGUUUGUGAUCAGGAGAAGUACCUAUAAUCAUUUGAGCAGCUGGCUAACAGACGCCAGGAACCUGACCAACCCAAACACAGUGAGUAAACGCACACAAACACACUCUGUUUGUCUGCUGAAGAGCUGUGUAUCAUUCUGUUUGUGUUUCUACUGCAUUGAAUAUCUGGAGCUUGUCAAAGACUUAAAAACACACACACAGCUGAUUUUGAAAUAUUAACGCAAAAGAAACCAGGAACAUCCUUAGAAAUGUGACUCGGUGAACUCCUUUGCUUCAGUUUAAAAUAGUCAAAUAUUUAAAUCUGCUGACUUCAAGAGCACUGGCUAGUGUUAUAAUGUCACAGCUUGUGGUUCUGAACCUUAAUGGUCUUUAUAGAUGAGCAGGUUUCAGAACAGUUACAGUUGAGACUUAAAUCCAGCUCGUUCUGGCCUUCAUUUACAAAAGAGUCAUCAAAUCCUUUAAUGAAAUCAUUUCAUUGUUUAACUGCUGUCUGUAUAGUUUCUCAGACGUUUUUCUCUUUUUUCAGGUGAUCAUUCUGAUUGGUAACAAGGCUGACCUGGAGGCGCAGAGAGAUGUCACAUAUGAGGAGGCCAAACAGUUUGCUGAAGAGAAUGGUAAGAAAUGUUUUCAUGUUUGUUUGAUGACAUUAUAUUAAAAUGAUUAAAGAAGGUUGACUGUGGUGUCUUCUUCCUGUCCCCUAUCAGGUUUGCUGUUCUUGGAAGCCAGUGCUAAGACGUAAGAACAAAACCUUUAACGCGUCCAACAUUUAUUUAUUUAAUUAUUUAAUUAACAAUUAGUGUUUUCUUAUUCUGCUUUUACAGUUGAUUUGUCUUUUGUCUGUGUCUCCAGAGGAGAGAAUGUGGAAGAAGCUUUUCUGGAAGCGGCAAAGAGGAUUUACCAAAAUAUCCAAGAUGGCAGUCUGGACUUAAAUGCUGCCGAAUCAGGAGUCCAACACAAACCAUCUGCACCACCAGGAGGCCGCCUUAAUUCAGACAGCCAGCCAGCAAAAGAAGGCUGCAGCUGCUAACCACAGACAGAAACCACAGACCAUUGAAACGGACAGACGGGAGGACAGAAUUAAACUUAUACGGACACAGAAAUCUACUCCACAUAUGGCACUAACAUGCAUCAUCUAUCCAAAAUACAGCGUUAAGGAUUUAGACAGAUAUCAUCUAACAUAAUCCACAUGUUGGACCUUAAUUCAGGUCCAAAGCAAGAUAAAGCCAUCCUCCACCUGACUGAACGUUUACUAACAUCUGCAACUAUCAACCUUCUUGUGUGACACCUCUGGAUCUGUCUUAAUUUGGAUCUGCGUUGGACAACUUCCAUAUCAGAAUCAUUAUACCAACCAUAAUCCACCUCCUGGACCUUGGAUCAGGCUUCAAGAGAAGAUGUAAGCACCUGAGUUCACUUGUAAUGCCAAUCCUGCCUUUAGCCCACAUUUAGGCACAUCUGGGCCAAACCCAGUACAGUCUGGACCAGUGAGAGCCUACAAAUGCUCAUGUACCAUCCCAUGCAAGACAGCCUCUAUUAAUUAUUGGACUACUCUUGAUGUCCAAUCUCCUCUAGGCCUGGAACAAUUCAGAGAGUUGUCUGAACUCAGGACUCCUCUUAUCUGGAAUGACCCAGCACCCAAAGAAGAAUUCAAGACACAAAUCUUAAGGCAAACUUCAGCUCUUUACUGGACUACUAAAACUUCUCUACAAAACUUACUCUGUGUUACUAUACAUAUUGGAUUUGGGCAUUGCCAAGAAGAGAGCUGUAGUUCCCCCAUUCUAGUUGAGACUGCUCAAAGCUUACAUCCAAAAAAGGUAGAACCAAAGUAACAAAGCUGGACUAGAAUGGGGGAAAAUGAAAUGGGAAACCCUCUAAGUCACUAGACAGGGCUUGCCUCUGUCUAUUGUUGACCAAUUCAAGUGUAGUUUGUCCAAAUCCGGGACCACCGUAACCAAGAAUGAACUGGCACCCAUGUCAAAGAAAAUUUGAGGAACAAUCGUGAAGCAACCUUCAGCCCUCAACUGGACAACAUUUCACCAAUAUCUGAGCAAUAGUGCUAAAUGUAGACAUUACCAAGGACUGAUCCAUCACCCGGCUUUAGGAUUAGCCAUUCCUGAUUUUAAGGCUACCCUCAGCCUUUACCCCAAAAAAGAUAGACAUUUCUCAUCCUACCACUGACGCUUUCCAAGUGUAGAGUCUUGUCAGUCGUGGUUCACUAAAUUUGGUUUAGCCAUUCCCAAACACAGACCCCAGGUCCUACAAGAUAACAUACAAGGCUAAGUUUGGAUAAUCCCAGUUCUGCUGUGACAUUAUUCUGGACACAAAGGUAGUCAUACCAAACUAGCUAUAUUUCAAAUAAAGACUGCCGUGAUCCGGACAUCGCUGGCACAAACGUAGGUCCUUUUAAACACUGAACAGCACCUCCCUUGGUAUGACACUGGGGAAUCCUUUGGGAGUCUCACAGAACACCCAUGUCCAAGAGAAUAUUAGGAUUAUCCUGUUCCCAAAAGCAGAACUACACUUCCCUUGAAUGUCAAUUCCCAAAGUUCCAGUGUUCCUUCUGAUGCCCUAUGAACCGACUCAAGGCCUCUCCUCAAGCAAAACUGCUCUCUGUCCAAAUGGAGGACUAACCCAGAUUAAAACCUUUGAAAGUAGACCAAAUUUUGCCAUUACCUGAUCUGUAUUUUAACAUUUGUGGUUGUCCUACGGACCAGUUCUGAAAUUCACCCUUUUGGAUUUGUAGCCUUGCUCGUGUCUUAUACUUGUUUGAUGUCCCAUAGUCACUGUUCAGUUUGAAAAGUUUGAAAACUCCAAACUUCAGAGUCGUAAAUAUAGCACAGAGUGGCCUGGACAUCAAAACACACCUCUAGGAGUUUCUACAUCAACAACACUUACUUUUGGGUAUUGUGGAGCAGAAGAUGCAUUUAUCCUGGAAAGGAGACUUUUGUAACUUGCUCUAGUCAAAAACCUUCGUGAUUCUCCUAAAAUGGAGUCAUCUUCAACACAAGAUGAAGAGGAACAUCACUGGUUGUGGAGGAUGAAAAUCAGUUUAUCAGUUAUGCACCAUUCAGAACCUUUUGAACACCAAAACCUUGUUGUUCAAACGUUUUGGUUUGGAUGAUUCAGAUUUGGAAAUCCAAAUUUUUGAUGGCCAGAGUCAGAGUAUCCAUCCAACUUGUGUUCUGGUUUAGAAAAACUGGAUUGGAUUUACAUAAUCCAGAUCCAGGUCUCAUGAGGUAAACUAAAUAUCAAUCACCAGAGCUCUGGAUUUGGCAAAUCCAGAUUUGCAAAUUUAUUGAAAGAUAAACUUAAAACCUAACAUCCUUUAUACCAACAACACUGUAGGACUUGUCAACUGACAAAAUCAUUGGAGUGCCUCUACUUCCUGCCAGAAGGAGGGUUCAAGAUUGCAAUAGGAGAAUAGGUAUGGGGAAAAGCUUCAUUCUCAGUACACAUUAAGACAAGCAGACAGACAUUUUACCAGUAAAUCUUAAAAUCCCACAUAGCAGGUCUUUACUGGACCAAAAGUUUUUAUCUAAAUUGACCAGUGUUAACUUCGCCUGCAUCCAACAUCAGCAGAUUUUAAUCUCCAAAACAGAAACACAACCAAGUAGGAUACACUACAACUGUGCUGAAGCAGAAUUUGACUGAAUAUUAUUUGGACCUCACUUUACAUACAUCCUGAGUAAAGUCCAGGAUCCAAGCUGGCCCUUGAAGACCUCCAACAGACACACGUUUGGACAGAAAUCCCAAACCCUCCCUAUACCUAGAACCAUAGUCUCUGUAUCUCCACGCUUUGCCUUUUCAAAAUUGAUUUUAUUUAAAUUCAGUAACUUUGCUUUGUGUGUCUUUGGUUAUAGAUCGUUUUGUUAGAAAAUAAGCCGCCAAUCAAUGAAGGUGAUAAUGAAGAUAUGAUGACUUACCUGAACCAGAAUGUCACUACUUAUCUCUCAGUGGAUCAGACGUUCUGGAUGGAUUUUUAUCAGCUUUUCUUCUUUGUUUGUUUGUUUGUUUGUUUGUUUUCUAAUGUGUUUCCAACUGUUAACGCAGUAUGUUUUCUGAUGUCGCAGCUCCCUCUCGUGGCCAUUUUUUUUAUCAUCCCUGUUGGUUUACGCUUUGGAGGGAGUCAAACUUGCACAAGUGUUAGCAACACAGAUGCUUUUAAUUUAUUAGUCUGUUUUUCGUCUGUUGUUUUCUUUUGUUAGCUUUAGACCACAAUUACACUUUACUCGACUGAGCUACUCUGACAUUGUUUAUCCUUGCUAAAUUGUUGCACUGCAGUGAAGACAUGUCGUACUUUCCUCAGUGCAUGUAAAACCCAAACCAAAUAUUUGUUUCGAUUUUUAAAAAGCUUUCUGAAAUAAUAAAUGUACACGUUGGAAAAAUUAAAAAAUAUACUGUACUUACUGUGGUAGAGAAAAUCGAAAUUUAACAAAAUCUGUAAAUUCAACCCACACUAACACUCUACACUUUUGUUUUAAAAAUGAUUCAGGCCACCCAAAUCUUCCUAAACCUGGAUUUUUUUUCUCAGAUGUUCCCAAAUACACACACCAUGUAUUUUCAAUGUUGCAGGUCCCUCUAGUGGCCAUUUUUAAUAUCCUGUUUCAUAAAGCGCUAACUGAUGAGGAAAUAGUGGCACCAAUUGAAGACAUGCACAUUUUAUACUUUAUUGUUGCCUGUUUUCUGUAAUAUUUACCUAUUUUUAUCCAGGCUCGGGCCAGGAUGACGCUCGCUUAAUUUUUUAUUUUUAUUUUAAUAUAUAUAAUCAAAAAAAUGGUUUUGCAUCAAUUAAACAGACAAAAAAAUGUUUUUUAAUAUUGAUGAUAAUUGUUUUUCGGCUGCAAAUUUGUUGAACUUCUUAGUAGUAGUAUAAGUAAAACUUAACCAAAUAUUUGUUGUUGGUUUCCAAAGGCUAAAAGAUGUAACUAAUGUGCAAGUUUUAAAAAUUUUAAAUACUGCGCUCCCUAAAAAAUGCAUUUCACAAACUUCACAAAACUGUCUUACCUGAAUGUAAUUUGAAUAUUUUAGAAAUAUGUUUUUGAUCUUGAAACAAAUUUCCAAGCCUUGUUUUAUUUUCUGAAUAUAAACAUUGUAAAACUUCUGAUCACAGCUCCCCCUUGUGGCUGUUUUUAACAGCUCUUGUAAAAUUCUUCUUGAGGGGGAUAAUGGCUCAAGCGUGUUUUAAUUUCUUUCAUUCUUAUUUUUCAAGGAUUGCACUUAACUGAAUGUGCUUUUCUGUGUUUUACCACUAAAUUCUUGAGUCUGAUUGAAGACAACAGGACUUUUUGUUGUACCUGUAAAACUGAACCAAAUAUUUGUCUUUGUCUUACGCUGUCUAAAAAUAUUGUAUUUGUAACUUAGAGGAAAAUGUAACUUUUUAUGAAGUUUGAAAAUUUUGCCCUCCAACAAACUCUUUGAACUCUUUCAAACUUAAGGAAGUCCAACAUCUUGAGCCUUGAAUUCACGAUCUGCUUUAAAUUCCCCCAGCUGUCACCAGUCAUCAAUCGGGCUUUACUGAAGUUAAGAGAUGGUGAUCAGUGUUAAUUCUUGUGUUGUAUUCAUUCCAAGUAUAACUUAUAAGACAGUGACUUUUUCUCUGCCCUUACUCACUAUAUAAGUACACCAACAAAGUUGCUCUUUUAAAUAUUUAAACAAUUUGGAAUAUUUUCUCUGAUUGAUCGAGAUCAAAAUUUACCAUCAAUGAAACAGCUGUCGGGGUUCAGCUCAUUCUGUCUGAUAUUGAGCAAUAAUGUCUGAGUUAACAGCUGAAACUCAGGUUUUCAAGGUUUUUAAUACGACCUAAUCUUUUGGUGUCUUAGAUUGAGAACAUGUCACCAACAGAUUUUUUUUUUUCUUUUUCUGAUCAGUCUGAUGUUCACUUUUCCUCUGUGCAAAAAUAAUUUUGUCAAUUUACCUGAAGCUGUCUUUUAAAAACUGGAAAAGUUUGGGAUGAAAACAUCAACCCCAGUGUUUCCUGUAAAGGUAGAAUCUUUCAAAUACUUUAUUAUUGGUGUUUUCUUUCAGUUACUCCAAAAAGGUAAAGUCUGGCCUAAAAUUACUGUAUAUCAAUGCUGUGGUAUAAAGAUGUGUAAUGAUUUUUGGAGUGGAAAAAUACUAAUUAGAAUAACCAAAACAUUUUAAAAGUGGCUGAUAAAAGUUAAAAUAUUAAAAUUACAUCAGUUUGAUAUUCCCCCCACUAAUUUUUAUUCUUUAAGCCAAAGAUGUAAGAUUUCCCCAAUUUUGAUUAAUUUUUUGCCUAUAAUUUAAUUAUGACUCAGAAAAUUUUAUUGUCUUUGCAUUAUUAUAAGCAUUAUUUGCAUUCUCAUUUUGACUUAAAUAUUCCUUGUCUAUUAUUCUGUAAAAGUUUAAAUUUGCACUUUUGCACUCCCUGACUUGGGAGGAAGUGGCAAAAGUGUAAAAAGUAAAUCUUUAAAUGUUUCAGUUUUCUUGGAUCAACAGAAAAAGUUCUGGUAACUUUUGGUUCCUUCAGGACUCUUUGACUGUUUCUCUGCCUAUUCGAGGUGAAAGUUUAACUUUAAAGGCUAAAAUUAAAGCAUUGGUAACAUGCAGGAAAAAGGUCAUUUUCUUGGCUGUCUGACUUUCAUCUCUCCGUCUGGACCGGUCUGAACCGGUCCAGUCUCGUUAAAAUCCUGUACAUAUCCAGUCUAAACCGAAGUGCUGUCUGUGAGACGCCUUGAAUCUGUCUCUGUGACCAGGUCUACUUCUGUCUGAAUGUGCAGUGAUUUGUUCUUGCUGUCCUCUGAUUGGUGGACAGUUGCCUUCUACAUCUGAGAUGCUUGAUUUCAUAGUGUAACUGAAGCCCCUCUCUCACUGUAAACAAACUCAUCAGACUCACGAGUUUAUGGUUCUUUCUUUGCUUUUCAUCAGUUUAAACCCACACAACACAAACACUGAGGGUCAAAAUACUGUAUAUUGUUUGGAAAGGUGGAAAGCUCUUUGUUUCUUCUUCAGAAUUUAAAAGAAUUUAAGAGUCAGCCGAGGAGUCGUCUUAAACUUCCCUCACCAAGGGAAAACAAAAGAAUUUCAGACCUGAGUUUCCAGACAAACAGAAGACAGGCUCACAGCUGCAGGACUGAAAGUGGCAAUGUCGAUUCAUCCCAGAUUUUAAAAGGACCUGAAAGAUUUCCUCCAUUUACUGGAGCAGAGUGAAAUCAUUGUCCUCGGAUAGACAAACGUCUGAAAUGUUUUUUUUAAUUGAAACUCUGUUGAGACUGAACCUGAAUAUGACUUUUCUGUCAGAUUCCAGCUUUGACUGUAACACUCUGAACAUUUCAUUUUCUUUGUCGUCUGUUGAUUUUCUGUCUGCUGAAGUAACAAACCUGCUUCUUGUGAUUCUUUGAUUAUUUAUACUCUAAUAAAUCAGCUGUUCCUUCAUUGUACUACCGUGAGAAUUCAGAUAUUUGUAAAUAAAGUAAAUAUACUGUAUAUACUCUGAUAGAUGUGUGCUGUUUUUCAUUUUAGUUUGAAGUUUUAGCCAGCUUGAAUAAUGCAGAAUUAAGUUUGAUAACUCAGAACAUUCUUCUGCAAGUUAAGCAGACUGUCAUGGAGGACAGACUGAUGAAAACUAAACAAUAGACUGGUCAAUGUUUUUUUUGUUAGUUAUUUUAUACAUUAUAGGACUUAAUUGUUUUAGCUAGUUGUAAAGCUUUAAUGUUUCUGUUUUGAGUGCUCUCUGCCUCACCACCUGAACAAUACACUCAAAAUUAGUUUAAAAUAAGGCAAAAGCAACACUGAUUUUCCUCACCGAUGCAGAAGUAUAAACUAAUUUUCUUUGGCAAAGAUCAUUUCAGGAAGGAACAAACUGAAGAUUAUUUUUGUUCUUUAAUAAUCAACAAAGAAAGAACAAAUUUCAAAAGAUGGAAAAAAGGCUGAAAGGUAAUGAUCAUAUUUGUCUUUCUAUCAUUAUAAUGUGUUCUUUAAUUGUUCCUCUUACAUGAAGUGGUCUGAAGAGUGAAGACAGUAGGUGAGAGAGGUCACCUGAGGUAAUGAACAGGAUGAACCCUGAAGAGAAAAUCUUCAGGAGGAUCAGUCCACACGCUGAUAAUCUGAGUGUGUUUGUUCACAGAGGCGGUGUGUCCUUAGCAGAGCAUCCUCUGACCUCACACACAGCUCACAGUCUGAUUGGCCACAGAGACCAUGACAUCAUUACGUGGUUCUGUUCUUGGAGGCGGGCUCUGUCUCCUGCUCAUACUCGAUCUCCACAAACGCUCGCUUCUUCCUCACCACCGUGCCGUUAGCUGGAGAUUUUCCUUUCCACCUGGAGCCCUUCUUCUUGUUCGUCAUCUCCACCUCCAUUUCCUUCUCCUCCUCUUCUUCAUCCUCCUCCUCUUCCUGACUGGACUCCUCCUCGUCCUGCUCCUCUUCGUCACUGCUCGCUCUCAGUUUGUUCAUGUCCUGAGAGGAAAAAAAAACAUUCACAUGAGAGAUGUUGAAGAAAAACGCAGAAUAGUUUUUAUGUCACUGAAGUCAAAUUUCUUUUUUUUAUUCCUGAGGAUCUGAACUCGUUUUGGAGUUUCCAUCCUCAGUAGUCAUCAUUCUGUCCUUUCAGCUGUUUGAGGUUCACGAAUCUGACACUUUACCUCAAAAUCACUCAGGUCACUCUCCUCCACUUCGUCCUCUGCCACAAACUCUCUCUGCCCGACGUCCUGCAGACAGAGAGGAGACAAACUCAGCAGCUUGACUCAUCAUUGAUUAUUAACUCUGAGAAAUAAAACAAAGUGUUGAAAGUUCUGAACCCCAAGGAAGAAGCUCUCAUCACCUCAUCGUCCUCCUCCUCCUCCUCUUCCUCCUCUGACUCGCUCUCUUCAUCCUGCUGCUCCAGAGCUUUGUCGAAGGCGUGGAUCGGGAAGUUGUAGAUAUCUCCGUACUGAAGGAACAACAUAAUUAAUGCUUCACUUUAACAAAAAGAAAACGUUUCAUUGAGUCUGAAUCAAAGACUGUAUAUACUAUGGACAACUUGGUUCCGCCCCCCGCCUGUACACAGAUUUGAAGCCAAAAAGCUCUCAGUAUUUCCGUGCUUUUUCUUCAUUUCUUGAAACCAACGCUGCGCAGUAGCGUUGUGCGCAUUCGUUGAGAGUCCCUGUGAUGACGCUCAGCUCAAACAGCGUAUCCCCCAGGAGAGCUACGCAAUCCCUGAACGCCCAUAGGCUGUAUCAGGUGUCGAUCAUAGAAAACGUGAACCCCCUAAUAACUUUUAAAAACGGAGCUUCACAGAAAAAAGAGGACAUGAGCACAAACCAGUCUUACUGCAACUACAUGUCAACAUCACAAGCAGGGGGGAGAAAAAUUCAUGUUCUGUGUAAUAAAUUUCUAAAGUUUGUCCACAGCUCUAUAAGCUUUGCUGGCGGAGGCAGGAUUUAUGGCCUAUACUGCAGUCCAUCAACAGAGGGUGCUGUUCUCGGAGUGGCUUCACCCAGCGAGGAGGCAGAAGCUGUCUAUUCUAUACAGUCUAUGGUCUGAAUAAUGAACCAGGAAAGGGGACUGUCCAGUGAGGGAGUUCCCUCUGCUGUGAUCCAUGGUGGUCUGAUACCCGUUACCACGGAUCAGUUUUUGAACAGGCCAUGCAGACACUUCAGCAGAGUUUGGUAAAUCAUUUUCUGUACCAGGCUGGUUUAAGUCUGAUAUCAGCUCACACAGGACUAAGUCUCAGUGAGAACUCGAGUUCUGUCAUGAAGCAUCAUAAAGUUACAGAUCCGUAUGUCGAGGAUCAGACAGUUGUACCGUUCCCUGCUUGAGUCUCUCCAGCAGCUCCUUCUCGAUAGCGUUAUCCAGCUGAGCAGCGAUCAGAGCCUUCUCCUACAAAUGCAGAGAAAUAUACAGGUUAACAUGAGGAAGUAAAUCCUAUAUAUGCAGCACCUUUAACAACAGACGGCACAAAGAGCAAACUUGGGGAAAAAAGAUUAAACGAUGACAGAGAAGCAGAAAUAUACAGAUCAUCAACAGCUCUUUAAAUACUUCUAAAGAACAUCCACAGUUCACAGGUAAAGUUUGAGAGAAACACAAAGUCUCCUUUAGUUUGAGUCCAGACCAGAGAAAAAUCUGUAAAUCCUGAUCAGGAUCUCAAAGUCCUACUGAACCUU